Messenger RNA from Zophobas morio, 345 nucleotides. RefSeq lists its product as uncharacterized. The record is from RefSeq and is a predicted model, not a curated record. The transcript has 2 exons. NCBI's taxonomy places the organism in Eukaryota, Metazoa, Arthropoda, Insecta, Coleoptera, Tenebrionidae. The coding region runs from base 1 to 345 and encodes 114 amino acids.
AUGGACAAAAAAGACAAAAAGGAUAAAAAUGAUGAAAAGGACGACAAAGACAAUAAGGGUGAAAAGGACCAAAAGGACGAAAAAGACAAAAAGGACGAAAAAGACGAAAAGGACCAAAAGGACGAAAAGUACGAAAGGCACGAAAAGGACAGAAAGACGAAAUGGACGAAAACGACGAAAAAAGACGAAAAGGACCACAAGGAUGAAAAGGACGAAAAGUAUAAAAAGGAUACAAAAGAGAAAAAGGUUAAAAAUGAUGAAAAGGACGAAAAAGACGAUAAGGACGAAAAGGACGAAAAGGACCAAAAGGACGAAAAGGACCCAAAGGACGAAAAGGCCGAAUAA